Molecule: messenger RNA, 2763 nt
Organism: Oryzias melastigma (Indian medaka)
Lineage: Eukaryota; Metazoa; Chordata; Actinopteri; Beloniformes; Adrianichthyidae
Gene: mindy4
Product: MINDY lysine 48 deubiquitinase 4
Exons: 18
Coding region: 268-2325 (685 amino acids)
Biological process (GO): protein K48-linked deubiquitination
Molecular function (GO): cysteine-type deubiquitinase activity; K48-linked deubiquitinase activity
Source: RefSeq, a predicted model, not a curated record
AAAAGAAGAAGAAUUCACUGGCGGCCAGCCGGCCACAACAACUAUCCAGUAUCACCAUAGUAACGGACACAGGAAUAGCAGAAUCUGCGCCAGAUCUUUUUUAAUAGCGACAUAUUGUCUACAUUCUUCUGAAAUAGAGUAAAAUAAAAGUUUAAUGCGACGUUUAAAUCGCAAUUGAUGGAGAUUUAUUUUAUUUAAACGCAUCGCUUUUUAGCCGCUAAGAGCUGUUUCAUUUUUAGCUAACAUAACGCUAAAAUCAUAACCGCUAUGAUCGCGUUUGUUGAAGAGGUUUCUUCUUCACUUGUGCGGGAGUUUCUGAGCCGAAAGGGCCUGAGAAAGACGAUCGCCUGCAUGGAUGAAGAGCAUCCACGGACAGCAACCAGCAUCAACAACAGAUCACUUCUGAGGCAAGUGCUCAACAUGGAAGAUCUGUACAGGAAAAACAAGUUGCAGGUUCAAAAUCCUCCUCUGAAGACAUUACUGGAGAUUAUAGUGAAGCAUCACAUGGAGCAGCAGAAAAAACACAAGAUCUCGACAGGAGAACCUGCUUCACCUGCAACUUCUGCAGAAUCAUCUUUGAUAUGUGACACGGAAGAGGAAAACAUCACCGCCAGCUAUGAUAGCAGCCGGUCUGAGAUAAAAGCAACACGCUCGUCUCCAUCUACGUUUCUAUCACUGCUGUCAGAUGAAAACAAAUCAUCCGGGCGUGAUCAAAAGGAUGUCUUGGCUUACGAUCCAGAACAUCAAAAAUACCAGCCACCGACUUCCCUGCAACAAGAAAGUGAGAGUUCUGUCCAGAAGGAGCCAGAGAAAAAAAGCGAAGUCAUCCCGAGGAGCAGAACUAACCGCAACAGACGAGGCGUGAUGUCUGCACCAAUACCACGGGAAACGGGCAGAAAAUUCCAGAGUCCAAGGUAUGAGGUGUCCCAGCCACUUUUCAGAAGGGAAGGAGAAAACCAGUGUUCUUUUGAUGGGUAUUUGGUGAAGGAUGAACGGCAGAGGAGCUUGGAAAGAAGUAAAGCAGAUGUCAACACAGGGGGGAAACUGGGGCUGCAAAGGUCUGCAGAGAGCCUGCAGAGUGAAAACAACAAUGGAGAAAACAGAGAAAACAAAGCAAAAACAGUGAACAAAAACCACAAACCAAACUUUUCUGAUCUGAAUGUGUCCGAGUUGGUUUUGGAUGACGUCGACGACGAGGAUCUGCAGGAACUCUCCCAAGUAUCUCCUCUGAGGUCCGUUUCCGAGCGUCUCCCUGAAAGCCGCCCGAUUGACCAGAACACGGCCGCGGAUUUAAAGGCAGUUCUUCUGGGCACCAGCUUGAACUGUUUCAGCGCCGAGUGGAGAAAUCAGGGUCUGACCUUCUCGGAGACGCAUGACCUCAGAUACGGGAUCGUACAGAGAAAGGGUGGUCCGUGUGGAGUCCUAGCAUCAAUCCAAGCCUUCGUCCUGAAGAAGCUGCUGUUUGAAAACGCAGAGAGCAGCGAUUCUGACCUGCAGAGGUUACGACCUUCCAACGCGACCAGAAGGAAAUGCCUCCUUCUAGCUUUGGCUGAAGUCCUGUGGAAGGCCGGCGAGGAGAAACAAGCCACAGUCGCUGUAAAUUCUGGAUUGAAUCAGUUCACACCGAGUGGGCGCUACAGGUCUGACGGAGUGCUUGAAAAGAUGGUUUUCUUCACUGUGGACAACCUGAAGGAUCUGCAGGUUAUCCUGGAGCAGCACAUCGAGCAGUUUGAGACUGGAACUCUGGGAUGUCUCCUGCUGACCGUUUCUGCUGUUCUGUCCCGAUCCAUCGAAAAAGUCAGAGAUGACAUGGAUGUGUCCACCUCCACCCUCAUCGGUGCUCAUGGCUACUGCACUCAGGAGCUGGUCAGCCUGCUGCUCUGCGGCAGAGCCGUUUCCAACGUCUUCGACGACGACAUGGAGCUGGACUCGGGCGACGGCAACAUCACGCUCCUCAAGGGGAUCAAAAACCGCUGCGACGUCGGCCUGCUGUCUCUGUUUGAGCAUUAUAACAUCUGCAAGGUGGGAGCUCACCUGAAGACCCCCUCUUACCCCAUCUGGGUGGUGUGCAGUGAAAGCCACUUCAGCGUGCUGUUUGGCCUGCAGAGGGAGCUGCUGACCUCCGAGGACCGACACCUGGAGUUCGAUCUCUACUAUUACGACGGACUGGCCAAUCAGCAGGAGGAGAUCCGGCUCACCGUCACUGUCGGUAAGUGGAGCUUCCAGGAAGUAGACAGUGACUCCAUUCCUCCUCUGGAACUUUGUAUUCGCACGAGGUGGAAAAACGUGGAAAUCAGCUGGAAUGACACAGAGCCGAUUCUUUAAGGGAUUUUUCUCUGUUAAUGAACUUCAAGAAAACCAAAAGGAGUAUUUUAUAUACAUGUAUCUAAAAUAACGUUAUGAUCUUUUUCAGCCGAGAUAUUAUAUGUAGGAGGAAACUUUUCACCACUGUUGCCUUUUGUCCUUUUGUCUGUCCAAAAUGUAUUGAUUUUGAUCUUUCUGUGAUGUUCAUAAAACCUUUUAAAUGCCGUUAAAGAGAGUAGAAACCUUUUAUUUGAAUCUUUCUCCACCAUAGAGCGGAGGUAGAGUGGUCGACUUCUGAUUAGAAGAUUGUCGGUUCAAUUCCCGCCCUGUGUUAUGUUGUUGGGGGUUAUACGUUUGGCGUCAGUGUUAAGAAGCCGUCAGUGUGAAUGUGGGAAUGGGUCAGUGACUGUAAAGAACUUUGGACCUCAUCUACCAUUAAAAUAAAAAUAAAAACUCAAA